AUGGCCAACGAUAUCGAGAACACCACGAGUGUCGAGCACGUCGCUCAACACGAAGAGAAGAAGAACAUCAAUGCCGCCGAAAUCGAGCGGGUCAUGACUCCCGAUGACCUGAAGAAAGAUCACCAAGACUAUGGCCGUAUCGAUGCCGAAGUCGCAAAAUACGCCAACGCAACCCGCAUAGAAAUCACUCCCGCCGAAGACAAACGCCUAAAACGCAUGAUCGACAAACGCGUCCUCACAAUCAUGGUCUUCACCUACUUCCUCCAAGCCCUAGACAAAGGCACCCUAUCUUUCACCUCAAUCAUGGGCCUCCAAACCGACCUCCACCUAGUCGGCCAACAAUUCUCCUGGCUAACAACAUGCAUCUACAUCGCAAUCCUCAUCGUCGAAUACCCAAUAAACCGUCUCAUCCAAGUCCUCCCCAUCGCAAAAUUUCUCGGAACGUGCGUGAUAAUCUGGUCAGCGGUCCUCGCGUGCCAUGCUGCGGCACACAAUUUCACGGGAAUGGUCGCGUUGAGAACGCUUCUGGGCACGUUCGAAGCGGUGUGUCAACCGACGUUCUUGAUCAUGAGUUCCAUGUGGUAUAAACGUGAGGAACAAGCGCUCAUGGUCUCGUUCUGGUACGCGAUGAACGGAAUGCAACAAAUCGUCGGCGGUCUCUUGGCCUACUGUUUCAGUCUGAUUCAUUCCGGACCCAUCAAAUCUUGGCAAGCCAUCUUCAUCACGUACGGAUGUUUCUCUGCGCUCUGGGGCGUCUUCGUGAUUUGGUAUUUACCGGAUUCUCCCAUGCGCGCCACGUGUUUUUCCGAAGACGAUAAACAUCUGAUGGUGGAACGCGUGCGAGCGAAUCAGACGGGUCUGCAAAAUAAGAAGUUCCGGAAAGAGCAAAUGUGGGAAGCUUUUACCGAUUUGCAGUGUUGGUGCUAUUGCCUCAUACAAUUCUGCACGACUCUACCUACAGGCGGUCUGGGAGCUUUCGCGAAUAUCAUCAUCAAAGGGUUUGGGUUCACGACGCUGCAAACGCAACUUCUCGCCAUGGUCUUGGGAGCGUAUAUCAUCAUCAUCUUAUUCUCCUCCGCAUGGCUGGUCAAGAAAACGCAACAGAAUAUUUUGAUCAUGGCGGUUUACUGUCUGCCGAGUUUUGCGGGCACGAUUGUGUUGAUGACGGUGGAGAAUACGAGUACUGCGACGGAAGCGGGACUUUUGAUCAGUUAUUAUGUCGUGUUGAGUUUUUGGGCGGCGCAAGGUUUGGGGAUGAGUAUGUUGAGUCGGAAUGUUGCGGGUCAGACGAAGAAGUCUGUGGCUGUGACUAUGAAUUUUGUCGCGUGGGCUACGGGGAAUGCUAUUGGUCCUCAAGUGUUCUUGAAGUGGAAUGCUCCGAGAUACUUUAUUGCCUUCUCGACGCAUUUGGGAUGUUACACUUUGCUUAUCUUGACUCUGAUCGUUUUGCGGUGGACGCUGAGCAAGCGCAAUUCUCAACGGAACGAAGCUGCUGCUGCGGGUGUGCAUGAGGCUUCGGAUGAUGCUAUGGUGCAUGCUUUUGAGGACAUGACGGACAAGGAGAAUCCCAACUUCCGGUACAUGAUCUAG
Molecule: messenger RNA, 1590 nt
Organism: Pseudocercospora fijiensis CIRAD86
Lineage: Eukaryota; Fungi; Ascomycota; Dothideomycetes; Mycosphaerellales; Mycosphaerellaceae
Exons: 3
Coding region: 1-1590 (529 amino acids)
Biological process (GO): transmembrane transport
Cellular component (GO): membrane
Molecular function (GO): transmembrane transporter activity
Source: RefSeq, a predicted model, not a curated record